AUGGCUGAAGCACUCAUUUCCGUACUUCUAGAUCGAUUCACUUCGAUUAUCCAUAAACGGAUAGAACACCAGGCGAAAGUUGUGGUGGGUGUAGACAGACAAGUUGAAAUUAUCAGAAGCAAUCUCAAAGCUAUUCAUGCUCUCCUAGAGGAUGCAGAGCAGAGGCAAGUGAAGGAGGCCAGUGUUAGAGACUGGUUGGAUAAGCUAAAAGAUUUAUCGUACGAGAUGGACCACGUUUUGGAUGAGUGGAACACUGGAAUUCUGAAACAAGAAGUUAAGAAACAAGGAAUUACCAUGGAUAAUUUAGUGAAGAAGCUGAGUGAGAGUAGCAAAGAGGAGAGGGGUCCUCUUGUCAUCUCCAUUUUAGGGAUGGGAGGAAUUGGCAAGACAACUCUUGCCCAACUAGCCUAUAAUGAUGAAAGGGUGAGGAACCAAUUCCAGAAUAGAGUAUGGGUUUGUGUCUCAAACCCUUUUGAGAUCAAGAUUGCUAAAGCCAUCAUUGAAGGCAGUAGGAUAUUGGUGACUACACGAAAAGAGGGGGUGUUGAGCGAACAAAAUUGUUUGUCACUCUUCAAUCACUUGGAUUUUGGGGACAGAAAAAGAGAUGAUGCACUUGAGAAAAUUGGAGAAAAGAUUGUAAAGAAGUGUAAAGGUUUGCCUCUUGCGGCAAAGACUUUAGGGAGCCUAAUGCGCUUUAAGAAAACAAGGAGAGAAUGGUUGAAUGUUUUGAAGAGUAAGAUUUGGGAACUAGAAGAGGGAAACUCGAUUGAAGAACUUCCUGAAGCGAUAGGUGAACUCAUUCAUUUGCGUUAUCUCAAUCUAUCGAAAAAUAGUUGUUUGAAAGAAUUGCCUGAUGCUCUUGCCACUAUGCGAAAGCUGAUUAACUUAAAGCAUCUUUAUACUUACCUCUCUGGUAGUGUAAAAUUACCAGAAGAGAUUGAGAGAUUAACAAGUCUGGAAAGACUAGAUUAUGUUUCUGUCAGAAGAGGCCAUGGCUAUGGUGACACUGACUACAAUGAAACAACAUUUAAGUUGGGAAGUUCGAGAGAAAUGAACCAGCUUCGAGGGAGUCUUUGUAUAAAUGGGUUGAGUGAUAUAAACACUGUGAGUGAGGCUAAAGAGGCACAAUUGGUGAAGGAACUCCUGGUCGAGUUGAAUCUGUCUUUCUCAGUAGAUAAAAAUUAUGAGAAAAGAUGGAGGGAUGGACAAAUCCUGAAUGCCUUACAACCACAUCCAAAUUUGGAAGAGUUAACCAUCCUGCAUUACCAUGGCACCAACUGGCAUGUCGAAUGGAUGCUGUCGUUGCAUAAUUUGAGGAGGCUAGCUCUUGAAACCAAUUUCUUUUGUGAGUUUUUGCCUCUUUUGGGGAAUUUGCCGUCCCUUGAGAUUUUAGAAAUAAGUUGGAUGCUUGGUGUGAAAAAGAUGUCGAGUGGGAAGAACGGGAAGGAGGAGCAGAGCAUUCUGAAAUUACAAUAA
This is a messenger RNA of Prunus armeniaca (apricot), 1476 nucleotides long. The record is from the annotation of a GenBank genome assembly. NCBI's taxonomy places the organism in Eukaryota, Viridiplantae, Streptophyta, Magnoliopsida, Rosales, Rosaceae.